GAUGACAAGUUUUGCGAAUCAAUGUUUUGCUGAUAAUAUUUUGAACAAUUAAGUCUUCGUAAAAAAGCGUUACCUAAUCGCGCCGCAGUAUAACAAUCAAUAAUUUAAUUACUUUAAAGCUUUAACGUAAUGUAAAGCAAAAACUGUUAAAUCAUCAACGUAAAAGUGAGAUAAGCAUUAUUUGAUUACGUAUUUGUUGUCUCGUCUCGCACUAAUUUAAUAUUCUUUUGUUAAAUAAAAAUUCAACAAGCCUACAGACAUUAAUCAUGACUAAUACGAGUGCAACAACGUACAAUUUCAAAGUAGUGCUAUUAGGAGAAGGAUGUGUUGGGAAAACUUCAUUAUUAUUGCGUUAUAUUGAAGAUAAGUUCAAUGACAAACACCUCACUACGCUCCAGGCGACUUUUCUAAAUAAGAAGUUAAAUAUCAAUGGUAAACGUAUAAAUCUUUCGAUUUGGGAUACAGCUGGACAAGAAAAGUUUCAUGCAUUGGGUCCAAUCUAUUAUAGAAAUUCAAAUGGUGCAAUUCUUGUUUAUGAUAUUACUGAUGAAGAUUCAUUUGGCAAGGUGAAAAAUUGGGUGAAAGAAUUGAAGAAGAUGUUAGGGUCAGAAAUAGUGUUAGUCAUAGCUGGAAAUAAAAUUGAUUUAGAACAUGAGAGAACUGUACCCCUUGAGGAAGCAGAAAGCUAUGCCAAAAUGGUUGGUGCAAGGCAUUUUUACACAUCAGCCAAAAUGAAUCAAGGAGUAGAAGACCUCUUCCUUGAAUUGACUCGAGAGAUGACUGAAAAAUUGGAACAAAAUGCUCAGAAUGAGGUUACCAGGACAUCAAGAGUACUAGUAGUAGAUGAUGAAGCACCAGUACAGUCAUCUUGCUGUGCCGGUUCAAAGAGCAACUGAAUAAUAUAUUUAUCACAAUAUAUUGAUAAGAAAUAAUAUUGUUUAGCAAAGGAACACUGAUAUUAAUUAUACAAACUACAUAUUACUUUUUAUUGUCAUAUUGUAUAAGCAAAAACUUUGUUUGAAAUCAAAUUGUUAGUGGGUGUUUAAUAGAUAAACUGUUUUAUUAUCAACAAUCUUCUCACCUGGAAUUAA
Molecule: messenger RNA, 1091 nt
Organism: Diatraea saccharalis (sugarcane borer)
Lineage: Eukaryota; Metazoa; Arthropoda; Insecta; Lepidoptera; Crambidae
Source: the annotation of a GenBank genome assembly